AUGCAAACAUAUUGUAUUUCUGAUUAUAAUUGUAAUUCUGGAAGGCCAAUUGAUUUGAGUGAUCCAAGCCAAAUCCAAGUUUGUAUUCGUGGUUGGUGUUGUAGUCAAACAGUAACACCCAAAUCACAAGUUAAUGUUUACCUACCUAAAGACCAAUCUUGCCCUAAAGGAACCUUUAAUGUAGAAUUACUUUGUCAUUCAAAUGAGGACUGUCUUAGAACGGGAGGAAUAGCAAGAAUUCCUUUCCCUAUUUUGGAAUGUGGAAAUCAGGGGUUUUGUUGUACAUCCAGUAAAUAUCGAAAACCUCUUCAAUAUGGAGAUAUUUGUUUAAAUGGAGGCAAUGCUUUAGGACAAAGGUGCCAAAAAUCAGAAGAAUGUCAGGGAAGACAGCAACAAAAUAUUGGAACGGGAGGUAGUUUGCUUUGUGUUGAUGAUGAAUGUUGCACUCAUCCUAAUCAAGGGAAUGUUCCAAAUUUAGAUGAAAGACAAAGAGUUGCUAAUAAAUGCCCUUCUGGAACAUUUACUGGGAAAUAUUGUUCGGGUUCUGUUGCUAAUGAAUGUGGAAAUCCUUCUACAACAUUUUGUUAUCAAGGAAUUUGUUGCUCUACUGCUGCAAGUAGACAAGAUUCUAGUUUGGAUGAUUUCACUCGAGGAAGUUCUGCUUGUUCAACUUAUAACUAUAAAUAUAUUAAUCGUCAUUGUUCUACACCUCUUAAUUGUGGAUUUCAAACUGACAAUUUUCUUUGUAUUUCUGGAUAUUGUUGUGUAAAAUCUAAUGGUAAAUGUGCACAUUUAUAUUGGGAUUGUACUCCGUCCCCGGAAAUUGGGGAAUUUGAGCCUACUUUUUUAAAUAAAAUUUACAAAAAAUUAACUAAUAUUUUUAAUUAUUUUAUGUCCAAUAAAUGA
Molecule: messenger RNA, 906 nt
Organism: Meloidogyne enterolobii
Lineage: Eukaryota; Metazoa; Nematoda; Chromadorea; Rhabditida; Meloidogynidae
Source: the annotation of a GenBank genome assembly